CACGACCUCGCUCUCCCGCCAUUCGAACUAAACUCGAAUUCAUUUAAAUUUAUUUCGUUAUCUGUGCCCGGCUUUCAGUGAAGUGAGAAGAGGUCAUAUAUUAUUUUGAGUGAAAUAAAUACAGUUGAGUGUUUUUUUAUCGACUUCUACAAUAAUUCUUAAUAACCGGGUGCGGUGUCAAAGUGUUAUGGAAAGUAUUUUAACGAAGUGAUUUAGUGAGUCAGUGUAAAUAAGUGAUAUCUGUUUAUUAUUAUUAUUUUACUCGGUUAUAUAAGUUAGUAGACUAAAACAAAAUAUUUCACGCGGGUGCUUGCUUUGCUUGCGUGCGUUUCACUCGGAGCCACCACGAGGACUGCCACAAAACAGCGAUGGCUCGGCCUGAAGUUGUGCGAUGAAGCGGCAGACGAAGACGAGGGAAUGGACGAGCCCAGCGCCGCCAAGCGGCCGUCCGUGUUAACAAUAGACCGCGCCGCGUUUCUUCUCCUGCGGGUCAGGAGAGCGUUCAAAAAGAAACGGCAGCAGAGAAAGGAAAAGCAUGCGGCGGCGGCGUCUGCGGCGGCGGUCGACCCCUUUGUCGGUCGCCGAGGGCCACCACCAUUGCUGCGCUCGCGCACGCUGCCCGCCAUCAUUGCGCCCGGCUUUUCAAUAUUGCAUGCUCAAAUCGAUCCGCAAAGAACUACAGAAAUUACUCAAAGUCAACUUCUCUGUCGAGGAGUAUCAACGCACAAAGUCUGCGGUCUACGACCUCAUGCGCCCCGGAUUUCUUUCAUCAACAAAGAUGAACCCGAUCCUCAUGAACUUAGGCGCAAGUCAGCUACCAGUCGACUUGGUAACUCGCCAAGGUCCAGUAUAGCGAGCGAUGACCGAGCUGAUGGAUUGGUACUUAGAGUACCUACACCGCGUGGCUCAGUGUCGAGCGCAGGCGGGAGCAGCACGGGAUCUCGACUGGCGCGACUGCUCACUCAAGGCGUGCGUGGUACUACGGAGGAAACUGGCGCUGAUACACCACGCCGACUCAGUUGGGAAAGACGUGAAUCUGGAGGUCAAUUACCUCGUUCAGCCAGCAUCGACUCCAUGGUGGAAGCAGCGAUUUGCGCAAGACACUCGGAGCCAAGUCCUAUCACGCUACAGCUGCCGAGAGCUGAUCGAGCCUUGAGCCUUGUCUCCCCUGCGGUCGGCAGGCGAGCAAAAUCUCAGAGAGGACAAGCCGGUAAAACACCACGUCUUCGGCACGAAACGGAGAGAUUUGUAUCGUUUCCUUCCCCGCCUUCGCUGAGCGAGUUCGGCUCUUUUCCGGUUCCGGCCUACCAUCCCCUUCUAGUCCAUCUCACUGAAGAAGGCUUGCCAUUACCGCUGAGUCCCUGCUGA
Molecule: messenger RNA, 1368 nt
Organism: Vanessa atalanta (red admiral)
Lineage: Eukaryota; Metazoa; Arthropoda; Insecta; Lepidoptera; Nymphalidae
Exons: 7
Coding region: 418-1368 (316 amino acids)
Source: RefSeq, a predicted model, not a curated record